AUGCUUUUCUUUUCUUAGUUAUGCUUUAUAUUAACUAAAAUUUCUAUUUAAAUCAAUAUAAAAAUAAUUUUUUUCAAAUGUAAAAAACUGCUUACGCUUAUGAAUUAAUUAAUGGUUGGCUUCCUGACUAACUAGCUUGUAAUAGUAAAUACUAAUAUAAUUAGGCUUGCUAUGCAGACAUUCCUUAACCUAUUUUUUUAACUCCCUUUCCUGACUUCCUCUAGCCAAGAAUUCUACUGUUGGCACAUUAUACAGUAUCAAUUAACAAUUAUUUUGUAUAAAAUGUUUAAAAGUGCGCCAAUAAUUAUAAUUUAAUGUCUUUAAAAGGUUGACCCUCUGUCUUAAUUUUGA
This is a messenger RNA of Tetrahymena thermophila SB210, 351 nucleotides long. RefSeq lists its product as hypothetical. Lineage: Eukaryota; Ciliophora; Oligohymenophorea; Hymenostomatida; Tetrahymenidae. The transcript is spliced from 3 exons. The record is from RefSeq and is a predicted model, not a curated record.